This is a messenger RNA of Salvelinus fontinalis (brook trout), 1902 nucleotides long. RefSeq lists its product as uncharacterized. The coding region runs from base 173 to 1498 and encodes 441 amino acids. Gene Ontology annotation, molecular function: signaling receptor activity. The transcript has 13 exons. The record is from RefSeq and is a predicted model, not a curated record. Lineage: Eukaryota; Metazoa; Chordata; Actinopteri; Salmoniformes; Salmonidae.
UCACUGCAUCUCAUUUCACUCCUCCUCCUCCUCAACAGUGACUAAUCCAAGCCAGAAGCAGGUAGAAAAGAGCAGACGUUCUGAGCUAUCCUACCCAGACCAAGUUACUACUCCUGUCACUGUGUUACUAGCCAGCUCAGGUACUCUCAACAUUCUCUGAUUCACGUACAGAAUGUCUCUGCUGCUUUGUUGGGCAGUGAUGGCUCUGCACCUCGCAACAGGGCUGGAUGCUGCCUCGGGGGUGGUGAACACUACAGAGGAUGAAGGGGUGGACUCCCAGUCACCAUGCCCAGCCGGGUGGCAUCAGAAUGAACAUCGCUGCUUCUCCUUCUACCCCGUCUGGGCCACCUGGGCCACUGCAGAGUUGUACUGCUCCCAGCACAGAGGGAACCUGGUGUCGGUUCACAGCCCUGGUCAACAGGUGUUUGUCCAGGAUCUGGUCAGGAGACACACAGACCAGCCGGUCUGGAUAGGAGGCUACGAUGCAGCUGAGGAGGGGAUGUGGCUGUGGAGUGACGGCUCAGCUAUUGAUGGUUUUUACUGGGAGGAGGAGGAGCCCAGUAACUCUGGACAGGGGGAGAACUGUAUGGAGCUACACACUGGAGGUGGUCGGGGCUGGAAUGACAUGUCUUGUGGAGAGCUGAGGUUCUAUGUGUGUUCUAUGGAGACCAGAUCUGGUUCAGCAGCCAUGCCAAGUCAUAAUCAAACACACGAGAGAGAGCUGGUUGAAGAGGUGAGUAUUUAUGACGUCCUGUGGGAGACCAGUGAGAAAGUAGCAGAUGAGACCCUCGACUCAGCCUUCCUCAGAGGAAUGUAUUCCAGACGUCUGCCUGCCCACUGCUACGCUGACUUCUGCCACCAGGAGGUGCUAUACCUGGACAGAGUCAUCACCAUGCUGCAGGUGCUGAUCAGAACAGUCCAGGGUCCUCCAGACAUCAUGCUGUUUCUCCAGAGAACACAUCAACGCUACCAGGAGUCUCUGAAGGAGGCUCAGAACCAAACUCCACCACACCUGAACCUGUCCUCCAUCCAGCCCUCUGCAGCCGUGCGUCAGUACCUCCAGAGCUUCCAUGACAUUGUGAAUGAGGAGCCCAUCUACUGGCUGGUGUCUCUGCUGCCCAGAGCCCUGCUCAGACCUUACCUGGCACAGAACCUGCCCCUGGUUGAGAGGACCAGACCAGGCCCCAGCCCCUGCCUCUACCCCUGGCUAAACCUCUUCCCCUGCCCCUGCUACCAGUGGGGGGGAGAGGACAUGCAGUCAGACCAGAGAAACCAGAAGGAUGAGUCAGGGACAUCUUACAGGCAUCUACUGGAGAAGUACCAGGAUGUGAUGGACGUCUAUAAGGCUGUCAACAUCUUCAGAGUCCAGAUGAUCAACGAGAAGGCUCUCUUCACCUCCAGGUGCAGUUGGUUUCCCACUGGUGACGAGGAGGAAGUGGAGGACCAACUCAGCCUGUGGUCUGUGGAGUCUGGACCUGACGUUAGGGUGAAGCUGUAGCAGUGCAGCUGUAGAAUACAGGGAGCUGUGUGUGUUGGCUUUCACACUGGGCAGGACUGUUCCUCUUGUCAGACAUAUUCCAAUAUUCCACUUUUAUGUUUGAAACUUCCUCCCCAACAACUACUGUUUAAACUGUUUUAAUGCAAUAACACAAUGAAUGUACACAUCUAGUAAUUGUCAACAAAGGAUCUACAAUUAAAUUAAAAAAACAUCAGAAAAUCAAUGAUUCUAGAGUGAAUACAGCAGCUCAUACCUGCAUUCCAUACCAGGUCGGCGUCUGUGAGUCAUUGUUGGUAGAACAUGAGCUCUGAACUCGCUCCAAUGAUUUAUUCUUAGUAGCGCAAUCGCCAACUCCAAACGUGUGUGAGUGAGCGUGUGUAAGCAUGUAAGGUUUAUGUUUGAAU